This is a messenger RNA of Poecile atricapillus (Black-capped chickadee), 3946 nucleotides long. It is a transcript of the gene ESCO2, whose product is annotated as establishment of sister chromatid cohesion N-acetyltransferase 2. The coding region runs from base 15 to 2423 and encodes 802 amino acids. Gene Ontology annotation, biological process: mitotic sister chromatid cohesion. Lineage: Eukaryota; Metazoa; Chordata; Aves; Passeriformes; Paridae. The transcript is spliced from 12 exons. Gene Ontology annotation, cellular component: nucleus; chromatin. Gene Ontology annotation, molecular function: protein-lysine-acetyltransferase activity. The record is from RefSeq and is a predicted model, not a curated record.
GGCGGGAAGCGACCAUGGCGGAGGCGGCGCUGAGGAGCUGCGGAGCCGCGGGAACGCCCCGGAAACGGAGCCGGGAUCCUGACAGCUCCUCCAGCUGGGAAUUCCGGACCCCGGAGCGCAAACGGCUCCGAGCCCUUCCCGAAUCCCCGGCCCGGAAUUCCCACCAGGAAAACCAGGAGGAGGAGGAAGAGGAAGCUUUUCCCGGGAAAUCGGCACGUUCCCUGAGAUUGGACAUCCCGGCGGGAAAUCCGGGAAUUCCCGGGAAUUCCCAGCCCGGCUCCGCCUCUUCCCACAAUUCCCAACUUCCCGUGGGGGCUUUUUAUGGGAAAAGGAUUUACCUGGAUCCUCUGGAGAGGAAACGGAAUUCCAGCGGGAAUCGCAGCUCCAAAAGCAAACCCAAUCCCAAGGCCCAGCGGGAGAUUCCCAAAGGGAAAAGCAGCGGGAAUGCCGGGAAUUCCCGGAGUUCCGAGGCUGGGAAUUCCCAGAUUUCCCAGAAUUCCGGGAUUUCCCAGAAUUCCCGGAAUUCCGAGCGAUUCCGGGUGCUGAGCGCGGGCGUGCGGCCGCCGCUGCGGCUCCCGCUGGGCUCCGCCUUCUUCCUGAGCGGGAAGAGAUCCCGGAAAAACGCCGGGAAUUCUUCCGGGAAAAGCUCGGGAGACUCCGGAGCCGCCUCCAGGGAUCCUUCGGAAAAGGCUCGGCCGGGGCCGGAAAAAGCGGGAAAGGCGGAAAAAGCGGGAGAGGAAAGUGCGGGAAGGAUUCCAGAGGCUCGGGAAGAGGAGAAGGAAAACCGGGAAUGCUCCGGAGAGCCGGGAACGGCCGGGAACGGCACCCGGAAUUCCGAGGGGAAGGAGGAAGCCCCUGGAAUUCCUCCCUCUUCCAGCCCAGAUUCCUGGGAUUCCCCCGGCCCCAGGAAGGAACCGGGCUCUCCGUGCCCGGCCGGGCUCUUCCCCAUCUUCCUUCCCGCCCGGAAGAGGCCCCUGCAGGAGCUCCCGGCUCCCCUCAGCCCCUCUGGAAAAGCUCCCAGGAGAUCCAAGGAAUCCUCGCGGCAUUCCCGGGAUCAGAUGAUCAUUGACGCGGGGCAGCGUUCCCUGUCCCCGGAGCGCUGCGGAUCCUGCGGGAUGCUCUUCUCCCCCGCCCUGCCCGAGGAUCGGCUCCAGCACCUGCGGCACCACCGCAGCCUCCGGAACAGACCCCGAUUCCCGGGCUGGAAGCAGGAGCGCGUGGUGGCGGAAUUCUGGGAUGGGAAAAUCGUCCUGAUCCUUCCCGGAGAUCCCAAGCACGUCCUCAGGAAGGCCCGCCUGGCCGUGGCCGCGGCCGAUGGGGAGCUGGGUCUGGGGGGAGGGGCCCCCUGCAGCCCCCGCCGGCGCCUGCUGCUCUUCCUGGGGGGGGGAGGGGCCCUGCAGGGCUGCCUGGAGGCCACGCCCAUCACACAGGCGUUCCGGGUGCUGCCGGAGCCGUUCCCGGAUUCCCGGGAUAACGGCGAGGAUCCCGAUUCCCGCUCCCCGCGCUGGGCGUGGCGCUGCCGGCGGGAUCCGGAGCCGGCCGUGUGCGGGAUCAGCCGGAUCUGGGUGCUGCCGGCUCGGAGACGCCGCGGGAUCGCCCGCAGGAUGCUGGACACGCUCCGGCGCACGUUCGUGUUCGGGGCCGUGCUGGAUUCCCAGGAUUUGGCCUUUUCCGACCCCACUCCGGACGGGCGGAGCCUGGCGGCCGCCUACUGCAACCGGCCCGACUUCCUGGUCUGCAGCUUCCUGCCGGGAUCCCCGGGAUCAGCGGGAUCGGGAUCAGAGGAGUCCCCAAAAUCAGCGGGAUUGGGAUCAGCCGGAUCCCCAAAAUCAGCGGGAUCAGUGAAAUCAGCGGGAUCAGUGAAAUCCUUGGGAUCGGCCGGAUCGGGAGCCGUGGGAUCCCUGGAAUCAGCGGGAUCGGCCGGAUCCCUGACACCCUUGGGAUCGGCCGGAUCGGGAUCAGAGGGAUCCUCAAAAUCCGUGGGAUUUGGAUCGGCCGGAUCCCCGAAAUCAGCGGGAUCGGGAUCAGCAAAAUCAUCGGGAUCGGCCGGGUCAGGAUCAGUGAAAUCCUUGGGAUCAGCUGGAUUGGGAUCAGUGAAACCAUCGGGAUCAGCGGGAUCGGGAUCCACGAAAUCAGCGGGAUCCACUGGAUCGGGAUCAGAGGGAUCCCUGGAAUCAGCGGGAUCGGCUGGAUCGGGAUCUGCCGGGUCAGGAUCAGGGAAAUCCUUGGGAUCAGCUGGAUUGGGAUCAGUGAAACCAUCAGGAUCGGGAUCAGCGGGAUCCCUGAAAUCCUCGGGAUCGGCCGGAUCGGGAUCAGCUGGAUCCCUGAAACCAGCGGGAUCAGCGGGAUCGGAAUCCGCGGGAUCCACCGGCUCAGGAUCCCUGGGAUCAUCGGGAUCCGUGGGAUCCUCGGGAUCCGCCUGAAUUCCCGAGGGGCUGCAAAGGCCGGGAUGGACCCGGCCGGGAUCCCAAGGGAUCCUUCCCUAAAUCCCUUCCCAUCCCUUGGGAAUCCUUCCCUAAAAAUCCCUCGGGAAUCCCCCGUUCCCUUCUUUUCUUCGGGAAUCUUUUCCCUCCCCAUCCCUCAGGAAUCUCCCUUGGAAAUUCCUCCCCGCUCCGUUCCACCAGAAUUCCUGGAAUUCUCCCGGAAUUCCUUCGGGAUUUCAGCGAUUCGGGCUCAGGGAUCCCUUCCCGAGGAUUUUCCCGCUGGAUCAGCAUCGGGAGCCGCCCAGGAGGGAAAUUCCAGGCGUUUCCUGGGAAUAUUCCCGGGUUUUGUGAGGCCAUCCCGUGGAUUUGUGAGCAGAUUCCCGGUUUUUAUGGAAAUAUUCCCAGAUUUUCUGAUGUUAUCCCAUAGAUUUAUAGAAAUAUUCCAGAGUUUUAUGAAAAUAUUCCUGAGUUUUAUGGAAAUAUUCCCAGGUUUUGUGAUGAUAUCCCAUAGAUUUAUGGAAAUAUUCCCAGUUUUUAUGGAAGUAUUCCAAAGUUUUAUGGAAAUAUUCCAAGGUUUUGUGUUAUUCCAUAGAUUCAUGACAAUAUUCCCAGGUUUUAUGAAAAUAUUCCCAGGUUUUAUGAAAAUAUUCCAAGGUUUUAUGACAAUAUUCCAUAAAUUCCUGACAAUAUUCCAAGGUUUUCUGGUGUUUUCUGGGAACAUUCCAAGGUUUUCUGAGGGGAUUUGAUGGGAAUAUUCCAGGGCUUUUUGGAGGAUGUUCCCGCCCCCUCAGAUUCCCAAAAUCCCGGAAAAUCCCAGGGAAAAAUCCACCAGUGCCAGGGAUGGGGAGGGAUCUGUUUAUUGGGAAUGGUCGGGAACGUUCCGGAGGGAAAACUGGGAAAAAAUUCCAACGGGAAAAAAGGGAAAAUUCCAGGAGAAACAAAAGGGAAAACUCCAAUAAAAAAAAGAAGGAAAAUUCCAAUUAAAUAAAAGAGAAAAAUUCCAAGAAAAAAAAAAGUGGGAAAAUCCCAAGAAAGAAAAGGGAGAACUCCAAGAAAAAGAGGGAAAAUUCCAAUAAAAAAAGAGGGAAAAUUCCAGUGAAGGAAAUGAGGGAAAAUUGAACCCAGAGGAGGGAAAAUGCAGCGGGAAAACUCGGGAAUUCAAGUCCGAAAAAAGAGGGAAAAAUCCAGCUGGGAAAGGAGGGAAAACCUGACCCAAAGGAGGGGAAAUCCAGGAAAAAACCUCGGGAAAAUCCAAAUCCCCAAAAACUUGGGAAAAUCCAACUGGGAAAAACGGGAAAAUCCAACUCCCAACCUGGGAGAAUCCAACGGGAAAACUUGGGAAGAUCCAGGGGGGGGAAAAAAAGAGGGAAAAUCCCACCUGGAAAAAGGAAAAUCCAACUGGAAAAGUUGGGAAAAUCCAAACCCAAAUUUGGGAAAAUCCAUCCCGGAAUUCUGGGAAUGGGAGGGACACAAUUCCAGAUGCUCCCAGGGCCGGGAACGGCGCUGUGGGAAUCUGGGAAUAC